GAUCUUGUCAAAAUGUCAGAUAACAUUCAUGACGUAAUAAUAAUUGGAGCAGGGAUAAGUGGUACGUCUGCGGCCAAACUACUACACGAAGAAGGACUUGAUGUGCUAUUGUUAGAAGCAAGAGACAGAGUUGGCGGUAGAACAUAUACUGCAAGGGCUCCAUCAUUCAAGUAUGUUGAUUUGGGCGGUUCAUAUAUUGGUCCAACUCAGAACAGAGUUCUGCGAUUGGCAAAAGAUCUUGGUGUUGACACCUACAGAGUGAAUGUAAAAGAGAGAACAAUAUUUCAAGCUGGAGGUCCAAGUACGAAAUACGUAUUCCAAGGGAGUAUUCCUAACUUCUAUAACCCAUUUGUUGUCAUGGACAUAAACAACGUAUGUAAAGUAAUGGAUGAAUGUGCAGCAAUGGUGCCUCCUGCUGCACCAUGGGAUUGUCCGAAAGCUGCAGAGUGGGACAAAAUGACUGUCAAGGAAUGGAUUGAUAAAAUCUGCUGGACAAAGACGGCAAAAGAGUGGACCAUAAUUCUGACACGUCUAUUAUAUGCAGCUGAACCGGAGGAGAUAUCUCUUCUCUAUUUCUUUUGGUAUACCCAGUCAGGAAAAGGAAUCAUGAGGUUAGCUAGCACAGAUAAUGGAGGCCAGGAAAGAAAGUUCAUUGGCGGCAGUCAAACCAUAUCUGAGAAGAUAAUAGAACGUAUUGGCAAAGACAAAAUAAAGUUUAACAGCCCUGUGGUGAGAGUUGAACAAAAUACUGACGAUGACGUCAUCAUAAUAACAACAGCAAGUGGUGAACAAUUUAAGACAAAACACGCCAUCAGUGCUGUUACUCCAUGUUUACUUGGUAGGAUGACAUUUGACCCACCACUGCCACCAAAGAAAAUCCAGUUUAUUCAGCGUGUACCAAUGGGCUCGGCUGUCAAGUCGCAUUUGUAUUAUAAAAGAACAUUCUGGAGGGAGAAAAACUUCAAUGGAAUGGCAGUCACAGGUGGAUUAGUAGCCAUAGCUCUUGAUGAUACAAAACCAGAUGGUUCAUGCCCAUGUAUCAUCGGACUAAUUGUAGGUGAACCUGCACGGAUAAUGACUACCUGGACCAAAGAAGAAAGAAAAAAGAGACUCGCAGAAUUCUACGCAGAAAUUUUCGAAUCGGAUGAAGCUAAUCAUCCGAUAGAAUACAUAGAUAACGACUGGUUGAGUGAGGAAUAUUCAGGUGGAUGCUAUGUUGGAGUAAUGCCUCCCGGUGUUCUUACAUCUUUUGGAAGUGUUAUACGUACUCCACAUGGCUGUGUUCACUUUGCUGGUACGGAGACAGCAACGGAGUGGGCUGGGUACAUGGAAGGUGCUGUACAGUCUGGCGAACGGGCUGCACGGGAGAUCAUGUAUGCGAUGGGCAAGAUAAAAGAGAGCGAAAUCUGGCAAUCUGAACCCGAGUCAUUGGAUGUCCCUGCUUUGCCAUUCGAGGAAUCUUUGAUAGAGAAGCACAUACCAUCUAUCCCUGGAUUUCUCCGUUUUCUGUCACUGUCUACGUUAAUCGUUGCUGGGGCUGCUAUCUUAAUGAGAAAUCGAAGUAUUAUUGAACAG
This is a messenger RNA of Saccoglossus kowalevskii, 1575 nucleotides long. Its product is annotated as amine oxidase [flavin-containing] B. The record is from RefSeq and is a predicted model, not a curated record. Lineage: Eukaryota; Metazoa; Hemichordata; Enteropneusta; Harrimaniidae. Gene Ontology annotation, molecular function: oxidoreductase activity.